Molecule: messenger RNA, 240 nt
Organism: Notodromas monacha
Lineage: Eukaryota; Metazoa; Arthropoda; Ostracoda; Podocopida; Cyprididae
Source: the annotation of a GenBank genome assembly
AUGCAGCGCCAGGCCAGCAGUGCGGCGCCGCCAGGAGUGCCGCAUUGCCAGCCGCGCCACAUCCCGCCGCUUUGUAACCGCAGGGUUGCUGGAGCCAUGGGAACUGCACACCAGCGGCCUAGAGUUUCCUUGACCAAGAGUUCUGCUGGGGUUCUGAUCUGCAUCAGUGACGAGGUGAACCGUGAGCCACAUUUUUCGGACAUCUAUGCCAAGCUGUAUUCGAUAGUGUUGGGAACUUGA